AUGCUGAAGUUGAGCUNAAAUGAUAAACUGAUACGAUUUUACACUGGCUUCGAAAACGAUGAAAUGUUUUCAAGUGCACUUGACUUUCUAGGAAGAGAGGCUGCAUCAAUGCUAGACUAUCACAACACUGAAGAUCUAAAGGAUUUGAAAAGUAGGUAUAAAAGCGGACCAAGUGGAGUAUUAUCAAUUGAAAAUGAAUUCUUUAUGGUUUUGUGCAGAUUGAAAGUUGGGUUACUAGAGGAAGACUUAACAACAAGAUUUGGAGUUAGUCAAAGUGUAGUGUCUCAAAUAGUGACAACAUGGAUCAAGUUCAUGUAUUUCAGGUUUAAAGAGUUAGACAUUUUCCCAUCAAAGGACAUUGUGAAAAUACACAUGCCCGAAUGUUUCUUGAAGAAAUAUUCAUCAACUACUCUCCUACUUGAUGCUACUGAGAUAUAUAUUGAGAAGCCUAGUAACCCAGAAGCCCAACAACUGACUUUCUCAUCUUAUAAAAACACUAACACUCUUAAAGCCCUAGUUGGCAUUGUACCCAAAGGAGGGAUUUCAUUUGUUUCAACAUUGUAUGGUGGAAGCAUUUCAGACAAAGAGAUAACUCAAAUGUCAGGAUUAAUAGACAAACUUGAAAGAGGAGAUGUAAUAAUGGCCGAUCGAGGUUUUAACAUACAAGAGAUGUUAGCAUUUAAAGACGUCCGUGUUAACCUUCCUCCCUUCAUGAACCAGUCAGGACAAUUCACAGAAAACAAGCCAUUGGCAACUCGACGUAUUGCCUCUCUUAGAAUCCAUGUGGAAAGGGUAAUAGAGAGAAUAAAAAACUAUCACAUUUUAGAUUUUGUACCUAUAACCUUAUAUAGAAAUGGUGUUAUUGACAUGAUUUUUUUUGUAUGUGCUAUGUUGUCAAAUUAUCUCCCACCAUUAGUGGAUGGAUGA
This is a messenger RNA of Stylophora pistillata, 927 nucleotides long. RefSeq lists its product as uncharacterized. Lineage: Eukaryota; Metazoa; Cnidaria; Anthozoa; Scleractinia; Pocilloporidae. The record is from RefSeq and is a predicted model, not a curated record.